UCCACGCGGCUAGGAGGCGCACCGGCUCCUCAGCAGGAAACAUCGCACUACUAUGGCGUCGCUCUGAGACCCCCUCACACGGUAGUUGUGUACAUACCUUACCGGCAAUCCGUCACCAUCGACGCCUUGAUGAUGGACCUCCGGUCCAGAGGCUUUUUUAGGGGCCAUCGGAACUACCAGUAGUACUCGUGAAGUACGAAAUUAUUUGAUUUGAGAACUGUCACUUUUGCACUUUUAACCGAGUGACAGAAGUACCACUCACUCCAUUUGCCGGCUAGCUAACCAGCUAGCUCAGUAGCCAAGAAGGGCAUCUGUUUUCUCUUGGAGUAAAAGAGCUGAGCAGCGACAAUACAUUCACGGAAAGAGGACUAGCGAGACGUGGAUUCCCCGAAUCACCAUCUAACAGCGUCGUCACAUUUUAUCCUGGCUGGCACCACAUCGCCACCCUAAUGCAGAACCAUAAAAGAACGUGAAAUGAAUAAACCACCGCAGCCUAUAACGGGACCCACCUCUGUCCCAAAUCCUGCUCCCUCCCCUGGAUUGACACAGGGUGCCUACGGACCUGGACAGGCGGCAUCACUUGUUUUUGCCACACCACCCCCCCCACAAAUGAACUCUGCAGCGCAGCCAAGACAGUUUGCAGCAGGGCCCCGUACGUUACACCAGCAGGGUGGAUACCGAGCGCUACAGGGAUACUAUCCAAACCGUCCAGCUAUGGCCACAAGUGCACCAAGGGUCCAAACAAGUAGUGGCCCUCGAACUGUAGGACCCACUCAUGUCUAUCAGCCAGGCUCCCAGAUGAUGAUGAUUUCCCAGCAGCAGCUCUCUUUCCCUGGAUCCCCUCAAGGGUACUUCAUCCCCCAAGGACAGUACCGGGCCCCCUACAUGCCACCUACUCAGCAGUAUCCUGUGACCAGUGGUACUGCAGGCUUCUACGCAGGAACGAGCCCUGCUGAAUACCCUGGCUAUGAGCCCUCUCUUGCUGCGAGGGAGAGGCGGGGUGGUGGGGGGAGAGGCGGCGGGCGAGAGAACGGCCGUCUCUCUCUCCACGGUGCUCCUCUCACCUCCCAGCGCUACCCCGCAGGAGCUUACUACCCGGCUCAGCCACAGUACUCCCAAUCUGUCCAGCCUGCACCGGUCAUGAUCAACCCUGCCCAGCAUCAGCAACAACCCCCCCCUCCGCAGCAACCACCAGCACAACCACAAGGCCCACCAAAGAGGGAACGUAAACCGGUAGUGUGUCACAACAGGGCAGCGGACCUCUUGUCUGAGAUCACAAUACGAGACCCCAACCAGGGCGGACGAGAUAUCACGGACGAGAUCAUGUCAGGUGGAAGGUCCACCUCAACACCAACUCCCCCACAGGCCAUCACAGAUUCUGGUUCAGCACAGACUAACGGUGAAGUUCUUCAGCCUGUUACACCAAUCACAAAGCAAGAUGAUAACGCAGAGCAUCUGGCCAGCGUUGAAACACUGCCUCCUCCUGCCACAGCAACCCCUGAGCCUGUGUUUGAGGCCAAAAAGGAUGUCGAUGGCCAGAAUGUCCCGGCCAUGGAAUCAGACACACUUUCUGCAGCCCCGAACCUGGCUUCUGAGGCGCCAACCCAAUUGGUGGAGGAGCGGCCAUCUCCCACUUUCCUUUCUCCCGCUGACACAUCCACCUCUGCAAUGAAAGUUGAUAAAGUCGACACUAAUGUUGGUGACAGAGUAGACGCCCCCGUCUGCCCGUCACCUUCGACCACACCAGAGGAGGAACCGCAGGUUGCCCCUGCUUCAUGUGAAAAGGCACCAGAGAAGCAAAAACUUGAGGAAAUGAAGGAAGUGGAAGAAGAGGAAGAGCAGACAGAGUGUGCUAUAUUAGAUCCUGCUGCUGAAGGCGCAGCAGCAGCAACAACAGUAGAAGAAGUAGUAGCUCCUGUUGAAAUUGUAGUAGAGGAAAUGCCUACCAAGAUCACAACUGAAGCAGCUCAGCCUCCAGUCUUGGUGCAGGAGCCUGCUGCAACACUGACCCAGAUUGCUGCUCCUGAACCAGAACCUAAACCUGAACCCACACCAGCAGAACCAGCAGAUCCUCCACUCUCUAAUGGCCUUCCUCAGGAUGUUGAGGAACUUGGUGAGGAUAUGACCUUCUCAGACGCUAAACCAGACGCGUCUCAAUCUCAGGAAUCCACACCUCCGGCUAAAACAGCAGUGCCAGUAGAAAAGGAAGAGGAAGAGGUGGUGGAAAAUAAGGAUGAGGGGAAGGCUGCAAAAAGUGAGGAUGUCCCUCCUGCCUCUGUUACCUGUCUUACAGAGGAAUCUACUAUGCAAGCUGCUACAUCUGUGCCAAAGAAGAGGAGGAACAUGAAGGAAAUCAACAAAAAGGAGGCCAUUGGAGACCUCCUGGAUGCCUUCACAGAGGAGCAAGAUGCCAAGCCUGCUUCUGAGCCCUCAUCCACUCAGGCCGACCCUGUCCCUGUUGCUUCAGCUGAACCUCCUGCAGAGGUGGCAGAUGAGACCUGGGAGGAGAAGGAAGACAAGCAUAAUGCAGAAUCUGACAGGCCAGAACCCAAAUCAGAUUCCAACGAGAAUAAAUACCAGUAUAAGGAAGAACAAUGGAAGCCGCUAAACCCCGAAGAGAAAAAGUGCUAUGACCGGGACUUCCUACUGCGUUUCCAGUUCUCCAAUGCCAGCAUGCACAAACCAGAGGGGCUGCCUGUCAUCAAUGAUGUGGUUCUGGACAAGGUGAACAAGACUCCACUGCGACCGGCUGACCCAGUUCGAAUGAUGAGUGUUGGCCCUGAUUUUACACCGUCAUAUCUGGGGAACCUAGGGAGCAGAUCAGUAGGAGGACCGCGUGGACCACCACCCGGGCCGCGGCGUUCCCAGCAGGGUCAGCGGAAAGAACCCCGUAAAAUCAUCACCAGCAUGUCGCUUAAUGACGACGUGCAGCUCAAUAAGGCCGAGAAAGCCUGGAAGCCGUCGGGCAAAAAGUCUAGUAGGGGCCCCAGCGAUGAGGACCCUGCCGCAGCCACCACAGAGGAAGAGUCUCCUGAGCAAGCCCAAACGCAAGAAAUCUUGAAACGUCUGCGCAGUAUCCUCAACAAACUGACUCCACAGAAGUUUAAGGAACUGAUGAAACAAGUGAGCGAGCUGACGAUUGACUCAGAGGAGCGGCUGAAGGGAGCUAUUGACCUCAUCUUUGAGAAAGCCAUCUCAGAGCCCAGCUUCUCUGUGGCCUACGCCAACAUGUGCCGCUGCCUUUCGGGGUUAAAAGUCCCUAUCUCAGACAAGCCAGGCUAUAUUGUGACCUUCCGCAAACUGCUGCUCAACCGAUGCCAGAAGGAGUUUGAGAAAGAUCAGGAUGAUGAUGAAUACUUGGAGAAAAAGCAUAAGGAGAUGGAGGCUGCCAAAGAUGAGGAAGAGCGUGAACGCCUGCGUGUGGAGUGGGUGGACGCCAGAGACAAGGCCCGUCGCCGCUCAUUGGGCAACAUCAAGUUCAUUGGAGAGCUCUUCAAGCUGAAGAUGCUGACGGAAGCCAUCAUGCACGACUGUGUUGUGAAACUACUGAAAAAUCAUGAUGAAGAGUCUCUGGAGUGUCUCUGCAGGCUGCUCUCCACCAUUGGCAAAGACCUGGACUUUGAGAAAGCCAAGCCUCGCAUGGAUCAGUAUUUUAAUCAAAUGGAUAAAAUCAUCAAAGAGAGAAAGACCUCAUCCAGAAUCCGUUUCAUGCUGCAAGACGUCUUGGACCUCAAAAAGAGUAACUGGGUGCCUCGUAGAGGAGACCAGGGUCCUAAAACCAUCGACCAGAUCCACAAGGAGGCAGAAAUGGAAGAGCACAGGGAACAGAUCAAAGUCCAGCAGCAGCUCAUGUCCAAAAAGGAGGCGGGAGGAGGCAGGAUGGCUAGUGGCGUUGGAGGUCGAGGCCCUCACACACCAGGAGGAGGCCGGGGCAGCCAGACCCAGGAUGAGGGCUGGAAGACAGUGGCCAUCACCAAAAAUCGCCCUAUUGACACAAAUCGCCUCAAGAUCACAAAGGCUGAUGCUACAGAUCUGAACAAUCAGCGACUGGCCCCACUGGGCAAAAGCACAUGGGGCAGCUGGGGCAAAGGCAGCAGCGGAGGAACAGGAAUCAAACCAAGUACAGACCAAGACCCUGGCCGCCCAGCUACCAGCACUGUCAACCGCUACUUUGCCUUGCAGCAGUCCAGCUCAUUGUCCUCAGACUCUGAUCGAAGAGUUCCUCAGAGGUCGAGCUCUAGCCGUGAACGAGGUGGUGACAGAGACAGAGCAGACCGCGACAGAGAUCGUUUUGACCGCUUUGAUCGUGACGACAGAAGCAAUCGGAGCCAAAUUACCAAAAGGAGCUUCAGCAGAGAAACGGAGGAGCGCGGCGGUAGGGGCGGGGACAGCCGGGCCUCCAAUGAGCCUGUGCGCCGUGUGGCCAGCAUGACGGAUGACCGGGAUCGGGGCAGCAGAGACAGGGGAAGUCGGGACAGAGGUCCAAGCAAAGACCUCCCAGUGAAGCGUGAGAGUGCCCCUACACCUCCUUCUCUCCCUAAACCCACUUUGACGGAAGAGGAGGUGGAGAGGACGUCCGCCGCCAUCAUCGAAGAGUACCUCCACAUCAAUGAUUUGAAGGAGGCACUCCAGUGUGUGGCUGAGCUCAACAGUACCGCCAUGCUCUUCGUGUUUGUGCGGAAGGGCGUGGAGUCGACACUCGAGCGCAGCACCAGUGCACGGGAACACUUGGGCAUAUUGUUGCACAGUCUCGUCAAGGCCGGGACUUUACCCGUUGUGCAAUAUUUCAAAGGGCUUUUAGAAAUCCUGGAGAUUGCUGAAGACAUGGCCAUAGACAUACCUCACAUCUGGCUGUACUUGGCUGAACUCGUCACCCCGAUGCUACUUGAGGGUGGCAUCCCUAUGGGGCAGCUCUUCAGGGAGAUCGCCAAGCCUCUCGUGCCUCUAGGCAAGGCCGGCGUGCUGCUCGUGCACAUCCUCCACAUGCACUGCAAAGGAAUGACUCGAAGUAAGGUCGGUGCCAUGUGGAAAGAGGCAGGGCUUAAUUGGAAUGAUUUCCUGUCCAAGAAUGAAGACGUCAACAAGUUUGUCACCGAGCAGAAAGUGGAGUUCACAACAGGAGAGGAGGAGGAGUCCAAAGAGAGCGCUAAGAAGUUGCUGAGCGGGGAGGAGCUCAGGCAAGAUCUGGACCGCCUUCUUCGCGAAAAGGCCAACAACCAGCGCAUCAGCGACUGGGUGGAGGCCAACCUUGACGAGCAGCAGAGAUCCUCUAACCUGUUUGUGCGUGCACUGAUGACCGCCGUGUGCCAAUCAGCCAUUAUAGGUGACCCAUACAAGGUGGACGUACGGCAGAUCAACCAGAAAGCCAACCUGCUGCGGGACUACCUGUGCGAUGAGGAGAAAGAGCUGCAGGCGCUUUACGCGUUGCAGGCUCUGAUGGUGGACAUGGAGCAACCUGCAAACCUGCUGCGCAUGUUCUUCGAUGCGCUGUAUGAUGAUGACAUCAUCAAAGAGGAGGCCUUUUACAAGUGGGAAUCGAGCAAAGAUUCCGCAGAGCAAUCGGGCAAAGGCGUGGCCUUGAAGUCCGUCACCACCUUCUUCAUUUGGCUCCGCAACGCAGAGGAAGAGUCUGACAAGGACUGAAGUUUGGAGCUUGAACACUGCUGCCCCCUUUUGGAAAGGGCAGAGGGCGGUGUGGAGAUUCAAGGGCAAUAUUGCCAGAGGCAGACUCAAAUCAGUCCUCAGUGAGGAUAAAUAUCUUUGUUUUGUUUCUUUGAGGGAUGGACUCAAAACAAUCAAUUCUCUCCUCCCUUCCCUCUCUAACUUACUCAUUGUUUCCCCACUUGCUUUCGACAGCAAGUGUCCUGAUGUAAUAAACUUGAAAAGUAAUUUAGCAGGAUUCCCACAUCACUGAAAUGUUUUUCCUCCAUACCGCAGACCGACAGGCUGUUUUUUUUAAUGGUUGCGCAUUAAUCUGCCUGAUCUGAGAUGAGUCCAUGUUGUUGUGGGUCACCAGCAUGACUCAAGUGUUGAAGUUUCUAAUCAUGGAUGAAAAAGUCACGGCCGACGAGGAGCGUUUACCUUUUUGAAGGGUGGCGUUUCAAGUCCAGCUUCUCUUCCUGGGAGGACAAAGCACAGUGGACUGACCUUUUGACCUUGAUUGCUAGGGUGUGAUCUCAAUGCAGCCUCUCAGCCCUCCUCUUCAUCCCCAGUGGUGAAGCACACCGACUGACUCUUAUUUGUUGUUACCGCUGCUGUGGAGGACUCUUAACGACCCAAUCGCCAUUAAAACUUGAAAUCUACAGAAAUUGACUUGAUGAAUUAUAUAAAGUUAAAACAGAAAAUAUCCGGAAAUCUUUUCUACGUCAAGUGGGAACUCCUUUCUGGAGCAUUCUGUAAAUAUAUACUAAUUAAAAACUUUUUUUUGUGGUUAUUUUGGAGAUAAUGCAGUUGUCCGGAUGCAGAGAGGUGCUUUAGAUAAUCUUUUGAUUAUUAGUUUUAUUGGAAUAUUGUAAAUAUAUUUUUUUGCUUUCUUUAUUUAAGAAAUUAUGGCUUCUUUUGCAUCGGAAACUGGAAAGAUGAGGAACAUUGCAAAUAAAGGACUUACUAAGUUGCA
Molecule: messenger RNA, 6616 nt
Organism: Dunckerocampus dactyliophorus (ringed pipefish)
Lineage: Eukaryota; Metazoa; Chordata; Actinopteri; Syngnathiformes; Syngnathidae
Gene: eif4g1a
Product: eukaryotic translation initiation factor 4 gamma, 1a
Exons: 33
Coding region: 475-5643 (1722 amino acids)
Cellular component (GO): eukaryotic translation initiation factor 4F complex
Molecular function (GO): mRNA binding; protein binding; translation initiation factor activity
Source: RefSeq, a predicted model, not a curated record